Molecule: messenger RNA, 141 nt
Organism: Penicillium subrubescens
Lineage: Eukaryota; Fungi; Ascomycota; Eurotiomycetes; Eurotiales; Aspergillaceae
Exons: 1
Coding region: 1-141 (46 amino acids)
Source: RefSeq, a predicted model, not a curated record
AUGUCCUCGUCCAUCCCUAAGAAUCCACACUUCCAGACCACAGUCACCACACGCGUUGUGCCGAUCCAGCCCCUUCUCGCCUUUCCAGUCUUUGUCACCUCCCUUCGUCUUCCAGAUGUUUCACCUGGUCUUGAUGAUUGA